GUGUGGCUUUUGUGGGUACCGGGUAGACAGGUAUUUAACUAUUUAUGAACCCACACAUAAUUUCUUUGGUAUCCUUCACUUAUUUGGUCUCCGUCUCUCACUUUAUAUAGUGGGACCCUUGUCUGCUCCCUCGUCGGAAACUAGAGCGUUCGUUGUCCGGUUCGACUCGGCUCGGCUCACUUGAUUUUUCAAAUCCGCUAGAAAUCGAGCAAAGUCGAUGAGCUUGGACCGGGUCGUUCUUUUUUCUUGGUCCACAACAACAAUUCUAAAAAAAGUUCUUUCGGUUCUAUACAAGCAUAUGGAACACUCAAAGCAAAUAAGAAUGUGAUGGUUAUCAUAGUAUAUUUUCCAUACUUUUUUUUUUGAUAACUAUGGAUAGUUUUGAGCGGUUCAAAUAAAACUUUCUUUGUUUGGUGAGUGACUCAAGGUAUUUUGUUUGUUUCAAGCUUUCACACUUAGUUUCCUUCAGAUUUCAUUAUUUUUACACAGCUGCCUUUUAUUUGUUUUCCCCUAUAGUCAAGAUGCAAGAAGUGCCAAAAGCUGUUACUUAGUGCACAUGACUCAUAAGUCAUAACGUAACAAAAAAACUUACUUGACAAUAUUCGAAGAUCCAUAUUUUAACACAGACAUUCAAACAAAAGUUUAUAUAGAGAUACUGAACGUACUCGAUGAUAUAACUGACUAAGAGCAGCCGGGUCCCGCCUCUAAUAAAUUAGUAUUCUGAUAUUUGUUUCUUAUGGAAGAGCAGCAACGUUACGGCCUUACGGGUUUGGGUUAUUUUAGAGUAGUGCAUAUAAAUGCCGCCGAAACUGGUGCGGAAUGAAUAGAAGAAACUCAAAGGAAUCUCUCUCUCUCUCUCUCAUCAGAGUUUCUCUUCUUGGCUAGCUCACUCAUAUAUGAACUAUGGUUGUCAUCCUUUUACUCAUGUUCAUUACUUUAUUUCCUAAAAACUACUAUCGUGGCAUCACCAAAGAACAAGACUUAGGUUUACCCUAGGGUGAGUUUUUAAGUUCACCUCUCUUCUUAUUACCCUAGGGUGAAAUAAAAAUACUUUGAAAUUAAUGAAUGUUUUUUGUAUUUAUUCAGCCAAGUGAAGAAAUAAAUGAAUGUUUCUUACUUCAUUUUAAUAGAUGUUUCUAAGUUUUACUUUGCAUAUACUAUUACUGACCUCUAUGGCUCGAUCAUAUCUCUCCAAGUCUAGAAACGCUUAGAAAUAAUACAUUUUUAAGAUGUAAACAAGUUUCAAUUUCUUUGAAAAUACAAAAAUCGCAUAAAUUUUAUAAAAAUAAACUAAUCGCCACCAAUCCACCACACAGUUAGUGUUAGCCAUGUUAGUAUAUAAGUAAAAAUGUUACUAGUAAUUAAAAACUUCCAAAUGCAUAGACGACGUUACACAUUGUUUUUAUGAAUAAAAAUGUUAAAAGUAAAGACGGUUACAAAUGUAAUUAAAUAAAUUAAAUAGUUUACUAGCUAAAAACAAAAUAGUUACGACCGAUAUCUGUAGUUUUAGUGAUUUGUGUCACUAUCCAAAUUCAAACCUACAUAUUGCAUGACAAAAGAAAUGAACAUAAUUAAAUCAGUAGAAAUGCAAAAUUUUAAAAUAGUGAUAUGGUAAAUUACAACGCUAAAUCCUAAAGAUAAAUCAAGCAAUUCAUUGUAUUAGAAAAUCAUGGUUAGCUAACCAACGUCUAAUUUGAUAGAAUCUAGAGACCUUGAUACUGCAGCUCUCUCCAAGUGCAGUUUACAAUAACAUUUAAAGGACAUCAGUUGACUAUGGAGUUAGUAAAAUCCAAAGUGAUUAUUCUCAGAAUCUGAUACUGCAUUUGUAACACAAUCUCUGAAACAAAUGACAUCUGUAUCACAUAAAUUGAAGGUUACUCACUUACUCUACAUCACAUUGAAUGAAUCUUAAUUACACUAUCUUAAUAGGGUUCUCACUUCUCUUUUAUCUUUAAGCUACUACAUAUGGAAUAUUAAAAUGAGAUUACAAAGGAAGUGAUAUUUCCAAGGCAGGUAGCCAUAAACACUGCAGGUUACUAUCACUACAUCUUGCAGUGCUUUCUUUCUUAGAUUUCUGACAUACAUAAUUUUAUGUUAAAUAAAGAGGGAAACUAUUUUCACUCAAGAACACCAGGGCUGGGAAUUUUAGCAGAACCGAACCGAAUCGAAAAAUUCGGUUUCGGUAAUUCCCAAUAACGAAAGUUUCGUAAGGGGACUAAAGCAGGCUACCAAUCCAAUUUUUACAAUGUGCUGGUUGGCUGUUCAUGGACUUUUUUUUGGUUUUUUAUUGGGUUCGGUACGGUAAUUGGUUAGUUCGGUUUUCUAACAAAAAAUUCGAGCAGUACCAAUCUUAACCAAAAUUCCAAACUGAACUAGCCGAAAUUCUAAACCGAAAUAGCAUAACUUACCGAAUAAGCGAACUAACCAAAAUUUGAACAUAAAUAACUGAACUAACCGAAUAAGCAAACUAACUGAAAUUAACCAAAUUUUUUUUUGAAUUUUAUUUAUUUUAAACCAAAAUUUAACCAAACUAACCAAAAAACGAAAACUUUGGUAAAUUUUUUUAAAACCGAAACUUGAAACGAACCAAACUUUUUUCGGUUUACUUCGGUGAGGUUUCAACUGAUCCGAACUAACCAAUUCCGAACUAACCGAAUAAACCAAACCCCGCAUGUCUAAAGAACACUAUCAAAUAUUAUAUUUAAACACUCAUUUACUUUAAUUUUAGUUUUCGCCUCAGGCCUCAACUGUCUUAUCUCAGUCUUUUUUUAUCACUUUCUCUAGCAACUGCCUGCAGUGAACAAAGAGAGUUUUUCUCUUUUGGGGGGGUCAUAAGCCAAAUAAAUAAGACCUUUGUUUGGGUAUCUUUGCUUAUUAAGCCAGAUUUUCUUAGACACAAAGAAGUGGAGAAAUACUAUCCCAAAAGCAACCAACACAUUUCUCUCUUUUUCUCUGUCUCUCCACUCCAUGGACUUGCAACUGAAGCAAUGGAGAAGUCAGCAGCAGAAUGAGUCAAAAGAACAAAGCUAUGCAACUAAGAUGUUCAACUCUUUCUCCCAUCAGAUUCAAUCUCAGACUGCAACUUCUGCUACUGCUCUACCUCUCUUUGUCCCUGAACCCACCACUUCUUCAUCCUUCUCAUGUUUCUCUCCUGAUUCUUCCUCGUCUAGGCUGCUCAAGAUGGGAAACUUGUUUAGCUUGGCACAGUGGCAAGAACUUGAGCUACAAGCACUGAUAUACAGAUACAUGUUGGCUGGUGCUUCUGUUCCUCAAGAGCUCCUCUUACCCAUCAAGAAAAGUCUCUUCCAUCAAUCUCAUUUGAACUUCCUUCACUAUCCUCUGCAACAUAACUUCCCCCAUCACCAACCCUGGUACUGGGGAAGAGGAGCAGUGGAUCCUGAGCCAGGGAGGUGCAAGAGAACGGACGGGAAGAAAUGGAGAUGUUCGAGGAAUGUUGUAGGCAGUUACAAGUAUUGCGACCGCCAUAUCCACCGUGGUCGAAACCGUUCAAGAAAGCCUGUGGAAACCACCACAAAUGCUGCCACAAAUGCCGCAUCUUCUUUUGCCUUAGGCGAGAAGCUUGGUCAGGGACCAGACAAUCUUUUCUUCUCCUCUAGCUCUUCUCAUUCUUCAACUCAGCAUCUCCACCUUAAUAGUCAUCAAAGUUGUUCUUCAGAUAUGAAACAAGAAAGGAACAACAACAAGAGGCCAUAUGAAGCUCACAAUGGAAGAACAAACGAUGGUCACAUCCUGAGGCAUUUCUUUGAGGAUUGGCCACAAUCAUCAGACUCCACCUCACGUCGAAUGAGCUCAUCGACUUGUCAUCUUUCCAUCUCCAUGCCCACUAACGCUUCAUCAGAUGUUUCUCUAAAACUUUCCACAUGCAAUGAAGAAGAAGAAGAAGCAAACAUGAGAAACAACAACAACAAUGAGAAGGAGCAUCAACAAAGCAUGAUUUGCUGGAGCAGUGGAGAGAACCACCACAAUAUGGGUGGACCAUUGGCUGAAGCCUUGAGAUCAGCCUCUCCGACUUCCGGUCUUCUUCAUCAGAUGGGAAUCUCAACUCAAGUCUUUUCAUUGAAGAAAAUGUUAUAAAUUAUCAGACCAAGUCCUCUUCAGCACCUUUGAGUGUGCCUUUCUGCAGAUGUGGUUCUAUGAAUUAUUUCCUAUUUCGAUGCAGAAAUAUAUGUCUUUGUAUAAGAAAUGGAACUUAGUUUUACAAUCAAGAUUAGUAUCAUCCUCUACAAGUAUCAUGAAUGAGAGAUUUUAUGCAUACAAGCUGCUUAUCAGUCCUUUCUUUUAAAGUUUUUCUUGAAUUUUGCUGGUUAUAGAAAAGAUUGUAGUUACAAUGUGAAUGAUUGGGAGUCAUUCUAACUGAAAAUCAUAUAUAAAGUGAAUCAAGCAGGGAACAUU
Brassica napus (rape) is the source of this 4413-nucleotide messenger RNA. RefSeq names its product growth-regulating factor 4-like. NCBI's taxonomy places the organism in Eukaryota, Viridiplantae, Streptophyta, Magnoliopsida, Brassicales, Brassicaceae. The record is from RefSeq and is a predicted model, not a curated record. The transcript has 4 exons. The coding region runs from base 2968 to 4095 and encodes 375 amino acids. Gene Ontology annotation, biological process: developmental process; DNA-templated transcription; regulation of DNA-templated transcription. Gene Ontology annotation, cellular component: nucleus. Gene Ontology annotation, molecular function: ATP binding.